AUGCGUAUCCUGGGCUCAAGCAGAGGUCUCUGGCAAAGGAAGAAUAGCUACGCUUCCCUCAGCCUGUCCAUUGAUCUCUACUGCGCCCGCCGCCCGUUUUCCAGCUCUCCGCUUGCCCUCAGUAUGGCGCAGCAAGAUCCCCAUGAAGUCCUCCAGCUCGUCCAGAGACUCGAGGCCGCACAGAAGAAACAGGUCAAGCGAGCGUUUAGCUGCAAGAAGACUACAUUCCCAGUCGCCGGCUCUGAUAUCACCGUCGACUCCUGGCGGUUCCAGGACUGGGACUACAAGAAGGGCGGUCUCCCCACGUACGCGCGAGGACUGUUCACGACGACCAACAGGGCCGGAAAGCCAGAGAUUGCCAUCAGAGGAUACGAUAAGUUCUUCAAUAUCGAGGAAGUCAACUCGACCAGGUGGAGGAAUAUCGAAAAUAAUACCCGUGGACCCUACGAGUUGAGUGUCAAGGAGAAUGGAUGCAUCAUCUUCAUCUCCGGCCUGGAGGAUGGCACCUUGCUUGUCUGCAGCAAGCAUUCUACGGGUGCGCGUCAGGAUAUGGACAUGAGCCAUGCAGAGGUUGGCCGUGCAUGGGUUAGAAGGCACGUCGAGUCUGUUGGAAGGACAGAGCAGGAUCUCGCCAGGGAGCUACGGAGUAUGAAUGCCACCGCGGUGGGCGAGCUCUGUGACGACAGCUUCGAAGAGCACGUACUCGCAUACUCUGAGGAGGAAUCUGGCAUAUACCUACACGGUAUCAACUACAAUCUGCCUGAAUUUGCAACCACCAGGGGUCCGGAUGUGCAUCACUUCGCAGACGCAUGGGGCUUCAAGAAGGCACAGUUCCUGGUAAAAGACGACUUUGCCUCUGUCAAAUCGUUCCUUGAAGGGUGUGCAGAGACUGGCUCCUGGGACGGAAGAGAUACCGAAGGGUUUGUGAUCCGGUGUCAGAUGCGCGAGUCCAACGCCCUACCAUACCAAGAUUGGUUCUUCAAAUAUAAGUUCGAAGAGCCAUAUCUGAUGUACCGCCAAUGGCGAGAAGCUACCAAGAAGCUGAUCUACGGCAAGGUUCCUACGUUCAGGAAACACGUCAAGAUAACAGAGGAGUAUCUAAAAUAUGCCAGAAAACAACUUCAAAAGGAUCCAAAGCUAGGCAAGCUAUAUAACCAAAACCACGGCAUCAUCGCCAUGCGUGACGGCUUCCUACGCGAGCGAGGGCUCAAGGGAUCAGAAAUUAUCGCCAUGGAAGCAGCUGAAGGAGGAGAAAUCGUUGCUCCACAGGAUAAAGACUUUGUACUUGUCCCUAUCGCCUCGAUCGGCUGCGGCAAGACCACUGUAGCCGUUGCUCUCGUCAAGCUGUUUGGAUGGGGCCAUUUCCAAAACGACAACGUUGAAGGAAAAGGUAACCGACCCAAACGGUUCGUGCAGGGAUUGGUUGGCGAGCUAUCGAACCACAACUGUGUGAUUGCCGACCGCAACAAUCACCAGAAGCGCGAACGAGAGCAGUUAUUCAGUGACAUGCAGGGUCUAGUGCCUGACGCCCACUUCAUUGCCCUCCACUGGGUACAUGAGCCGAAGAGAUCGAUGCUAGAUGAUAUCCGACGGGUGACGCAGCAACGAGUGUUGGAUCGUGGAGAUAACCACCAGACAAUCCGAGCGGGAAGUAAGAGCGAGAGCGAGAUAUUGCAGAUUAUGGAAGGAUUCCUACGCCGAUUCGAAGCCGCUGAUACUCGACAUGAACCAGACAGCCAUUUCGAAGGUGUAAUUGAUCUAGACGUCACGGCGUCCUCGAGAGAGAAUCUAGAAACCAUCGUGGACUAUUUUUAUGCCAAUCACCCGAAGCUCAUGAAGAGGGAGAAGCCAGAUGCCGCAGAGCUUGAUGCAGCUAUCACAGAGGCCAUGAAGAAUUAUACCGUUGACAUUAAACACGAUCUCAGCUUUCAGGGGAAGGGCAAACCUCAGCAGCAGCAGCAUAGCCAACAGCAACAGCAGCAACAGCAGAGCCAGAAAGUGCAGACACCCGAGCAACUCGCCAAAAAGGUAGAAUACUAUAACAUCUCCGUUCCUGCCGCCACCAUCAAGUCAACCCUCGCAUCCAUAUUCGACUCAUCACCUUCAUCCGAAUUCUCCCACCUCUACCACCUGCUCACAAACUCCCGACGCAUCCAACCUUCAUUCCACGUAACUCUUAUCCACCGCGCGUCCACCACCGACCACCCUGCCAUCUGGUCCACAUACACAGACCUAUACAAAGAAGCCGUUCGUCAGACAUCUGCGUCAUCCGGCUUCUCGGGCUCAGCCACAGUUACAGGAACUCCCACGCCAAGUCUAGGAACAGCUUCCGUCCGCCUCGAGACUCUUGUAUGGGAUAAGCGGAUAAUGACCAUUGUUGCACGUAUCUUGCCUGGCCCGAUGGCCACGGGGGUGGCGGGGGCGACGACAGGGGCAGGGGACGGAGAUGAAGAGCUAUCAACGUGGCCUUGUGCGAAUGAGGUGCCGCACAUUACGGUCGGCACUGCAAAUGCAGGAGUGAAGCCGAAGGAGAGUAAUGAUCUGUUGAAGAGGUGGUUGGAGCUGGGUGCAGGUGAGGAGAGUGGGAUUUGGGAGGCGAAGAUUCCAUCCGUCAAGGUUGUUGAGGGGGUCGUGGGGGUUGUUAUGCGUAGGUAG
Arthroderma uncinatum is the source of this 2655-nucleotide messenger RNA. RefSeq names its product tRNA ligase. NCBI's taxonomy places the organism in Eukaryota, Fungi, Ascomycota, Eurotiomycetes, Onygenales, Arthrodermataceae. The coding region runs from base 1 to 2655 and encodes 884 amino acids. Gene Ontology annotation, cellular component: nuclear inner membrane. The record is from RefSeq and is a predicted model, not a curated record. The transcript has a single exon. Gene Ontology annotation, biological process: tRNA splicing, via endonucleolytic cleavage and ligation. Gene Ontology annotation, molecular function: RNA ligase (ATP) activity; ATP binding.